UGUCCUGGUCGGCGGGGUGGUUCUGGCCCAGUAUAUCUUCACCCUGAAGAAGAAGACGGGGAGGAAGACGAAGAUUAUAGAGAUGCCAUUCCAAUUUGCCUGCUGCAUCAGUCAGAGCUGCCUGUUCAUUGGAAGUCUGAGAUUCUGUUGUUGGUGUCCCAGCUGAUCAUCUGUAAAUCUGACAGGCUGGAUUGUUGAGCCAUGCCUUCCUGAUGUGCGUCACAGAGCUGAGUUCUUUUUGCCCAGGGAUUAGUCAGGCUGCUUUUGGAAACGCCCUCAGCUGCACCUUGUGCUGCUAUAUUAGUGUUUGCCUAGCAGGAAGAAUUUUCUUUUUGCUGCUGCAGCUGCCUCAGCAAACCCCUCUGCCUGUAUGCAAGCCCUGCAUCUCUGGACUCUGAUUACCACCUGUGCUGUUGCAGUAGGAAAGAUCCAAGAACAGAAGAACCAAGAGUGCCCUAAGCUCAGCACACAGAUGCCUGAAUUUCAGAAAAAGACUGUUCAUAUCAAGGACCCUGAAAGAGUGGAAGAAAUUAUCUGUGGCCUCAUCAAAGGAGGAGCCGCCAAACUUCAGAUAAUUACAGACUUUGAUAUGACAUUAAGUAGAUUUUCAUACAAUGGCAAAAGAUGUCCAACAUGUCAUAACAUCAUUGACAACUGCAAACUCAUCACAGAUGAAUGUCGCAACAAGUUGUUGCAACUGAAAGAAAUAUAUUAUGCCAUUGAAAUUGACCCAAAUCUUACAAUUGAAGAGAAGUAUCCUUACAUGGUUGAGUGGUACAAUAAAUCGCAUGCUUUGCUUAUUGAGCAAGCAUUGCAAAAGGACAAGCUUGCCGAGAUUGUGACGGAGUCAGACGUUAUGCUGAAAGAAGGGUAUGAGAAUUUCUUUGAUAAGCUCCAUGAGCAUAAUAUUCCUGUGUUCAUUUUUUCUGCCGGAAUUGGAGACAUCUUAGAAGAGGUCAUCCAUCAGGCAGGUGUCUACCAUCCCAAUGUCAAAGUAGUUUCCAAUUUCAUGGAUUUUGAUGAGAAUGGUAUAUUGAAAGGAUUUAAAGGGGAACUGAUCCAUGUUUACAACAAACAUGACGGUGCUUUGAAGAACACUGAGUACUUUAAACAGUUAAAAGAAAAUAGCAACAUCAUAUUGCUUGGAGACUCCCAAGGAGACUUAACUAUGGCAGACGGAGUAGCCAAUGUUGAGCAUAUUCUUAAGAUUGGGUAUCUCAACGAUAAAGUUGAAGAACUGCUGGAAAAAUAUAUGGACUCCUAUGAUAUUGUUUUGGUGAAGGAUGAGUCUUUGGAUGUGGCCAACUCAAUCCUGCAGAAAAUCCUGUAAUUUGUUUCAUCAGGAUUUGAUUUUCCUCCCAAUGGAGGCAGCUAGACAGAGCAGCAUGCUUGUGUGAUCUUAGAAUAUUAAUGUUCAUACUGUUUUCCCUGUGAAUGUCACUUUAAUUUGUAAAGUAAUAUACUGUAUCCAGACGCCCAGAAGCUCCUCGGCUGCUCUUAAACGCUCUUCAUCUUUAACUGCACUCUUUAUUUAUUUUGAAAGGUUUUAUGGAUCACUAAAAAAGGGCUCCUUCAAUUUUUACAUGUGCAUAAUAAAGGUCAUUUUCAGAAUAUGUAGAACUGUUGUAAAAAUAUGCAAAACAUGCUGUAAUUGGCUGCCACAAUUACAGUUCUGUUCAUUAAAAUGGCAAGUAGUUUAAUAUCACAGGUUUUUUUUAUUUUCUUUAAAAAUAUAUUCCAGAGUAUGAAUAAAAAAAUCCACUUUAAUUCUUUCCUACUGGAAAGAACAGUUAGGGUAAAUAUCAAAAAUCAUGCCAGCCAAAAUCAUGGCUAAAGAAUGUGAAGCAGAUCCUGUUAGAGUUUUACUGUAAAAUUUGCACAAUAGGGUAGUUAUGUCUGUUCUAUAGUUGUCAUUGGACAAUUCUAAAGGCCCUAGCUUGCAUUCUAAUUACAGUGAGUGGAAUACCACUCGUGGAAUAGGAUCAUCCUUCUUCAGCUCCCUGUGCCCCUCUAAAAUGUUGCUUAGGAGGGUCAGGAAUUAAUCUUGAAUUACAUGGACUGUAUAAGGACAUCUUUUGGCUCCAAGACCCUUUUUUCUAAUUUCAUCAGUACAGGUAGCUGAAGUGACUAGUUUUAGCAGCACUAAAACAAUUUUUCAAGCCAGCUCUAGAGAAUACCAUUGUGUUAUUGCUUUAAUGAGGUGUAAUAUUGGUAUAGCCAUUUUAAAUAAAUACCAUGUACAAGUAUAUUUUUCAUCCCUUAGUCUGUCUUAGCUUACAUGAAAAGGCAGCUGUUUUGAAACUGGAACUGUUACCUUAUUCAUUGUUGAGUAGUACUCCAUACAUAGGACUUCUCUCUUCCUCUGGCCAAUAGGAGACAGACUUCAAGAGAAAAAAGGUUGUCUGACUACAAUGAGAGGUUCCUCUCCAUUUCCUUUCUUGUGCUUCAUGAGGAUGUAAACAGUCAUUUUGUGUCGACUAUCCUUGGAAUCUUUUCUCUUGCAGCUAGCAGGCUAAUCUAAAUGUUUUUGCUUGUGGAUUUAGGGGGGAAAGUUCAAUUUAAUGCAGCCCUUUGUUCCUCAAAGUCUGUAACAAGUAAGGACUGGAGAGGGAAAAUGUUUUUGUCAGAUGAUCACAGCCCGUCAUAUAAUGAAGUCUCAUAGCUACUAAACUGACAAGAUAUGAAAGUCCUCAAACUAAGUUACAACACUGUUGCAGUAUUGACUUGGCAGUGAAAUGAACCUCUUCUCACAAACUAUUCAGAACAAGUGGAACAUCACAUGUAGAGGACAGAGCAGGGCUAUUACAUUAGUGUUCAGUGACUGCAGGAGUAGGCUUCUGCAUUCAGCUUACCAGUGUUCAGGUCAUACAUGUGUGGUGUGAUAUAACUGCCACUUGAGAAAGCAAUUAUAAGGCACAAGCUGUUUUAUGUGAAUUGUUUCCUCAUGAGAUUGCAAUAAUUUUUAGAGGCCGUUUGACCCUAGUGCAAACGUAUGGUUGCAUUUCAGUUGUCUUACAGUGGUGCUGAUAAUAUACAACAACUGGACUUGUUUUUCUUUUCACAGAGAGCUUUGAGCAGCCUUAGGGAGUUUUCCCCCUCUACCUUAUCUGUCUCUCCGCACAUACAUUUUGCCUAUGAAAAGCAUUUGGUUGUAACAACUAGAAGAAAAUACCUCUCAUCUUGACAGGAAAAAACCCCUAAAGCAGCCAGUAAUACAUAAAAUACUGUUCAUGACCACUUUCAUAUUCAACCUGUAAGUUGUUAAAGGAUGUUAAAUAUUAAUCGCACUUUUAAAUGUAUGAGAUUAAACUUUGGUUUAUUAAGCCUCACAAAUUACAUGAGGUAGAUUGUUACUGUCAUCAUGCAGAUGACCUACUAUAUACAUAAACAGCUUGUUCAAAAUUCCUAUCCUUUCUUUGUGGCCAUGAUCUCAAGCCACAUCUUCAAUUAGAGCUUCUCAUCCCCACAUACAUGAAGAAAUGUCACACAUAAUUUAUUUGUCAAUAUUUUAUUUAAUUAAAAAAUACCAACAUGUAUCACUUUUGAGAAAUCUUCAUGGCAUUGUUAGUAAUACAAAGUGUGUUUUAAAAUCUACAAAACUUUACUUACUGUAAAAAAAAAACUAAGCAUGUCUUGAGUUUAAAAUUAGCACCAUUCACACAAUUAAAGGUGGUAUCUCAAUUUGUUCCGUUCUAUUGCUA
Messenger RNA from Eublepharis macularius, 3701 nucleotides. It is a transcript of the gene NT5C3A, whose product is annotated as 5'-nucleotidase, cytosolic IIIA. Gene Ontology annotation, cellular component: cytoplasm. The coding region runs from base 371 to 1330 and encodes 319 amino acids. Gene Ontology annotation, molecular function: magnesium ion binding; 5'-nucleotidase activity. Lineage: Eukaryota; Metazoa; Chordata; Lepidosauria; Squamata; Eublepharidae. The transcript has 11 exons. The record is from RefSeq and is a predicted model, not a curated record.